AUGGCGUACCGAACAAAAAUUUGUAAUCAAGGCGGAAUCUUUAAUGCAUCUAGACCAUCUGAAUACAGUUCAGAAACUCGGAAAUUAUUCGCAGAGUUGAUCAAGGAGAGCCGUUUAACGACAUUGCAGAGGAAAUCUUUACAGGGUUGGUUAAGAUCCGGCAGUGAUUCGCUAUCAACGAUAUCUAACCGUCCAGUGUCUGGAGUGUCUGAAAAUCCCAUCAAACGGUAUCGGUCGACUAAACCACGAACGCUCAAAGACAUCAUCGAGUCUGGCGCGUAUGAACCGGAAGCUUACAAACCGAGCACGAGACAAAAAAAUUACAACGGGGAAAAAGAAAAACUACAGAGUAUUAUGGCUUACGGCAAAGUGACUAAAUUGGAUCCAGUAGCUGUAGUUAAAGUUCCUAAUAUUCCCAAAACAAUUGAUGAAUGUACCGAUGAAGAACUCAUUAAUUCAGUGAUUUUAGAAAUUGAAGAUCGCGAAAAAUUUUUGUCUGACAUGGAUGACUUGGGGCAAGGAUCCAAGUACAGUGCCUCUAUAAUUCAUGAAAUUUGUGACAGAAUAAAAAAACUGGAAGUGUUUGUCACUAAAACUGCCUGUAGUUAUAGGCAGGCAGACGUGCUGGGCAUUGCAAAAAAAUAUCGAAUACCACUGGGAUCACCAAAAACACUACCAGGAUCGUUAUCAAUUAUUUGAAUGAUGUAUUAAAUUCUACCAACCUAAAUAAAAAAGUUUUGAUCGAAUUAUAUCAUUUAA
Molecule: messenger RNA, 759 nt
Organism: Melanaphis sacchari
Lineage: Eukaryota; Metazoa; Arthropoda; Insecta; Hemiptera; Aphididae
Product: UPF0193 protein EVG1 homolog
Exons: 4
Coding region: 1-699 (232 amino acids)
Source: RefSeq, a predicted model, not a curated record